Molecule: messenger RNA, 4068 nt
Organism: Caenorhabditis bovis
Lineage: Eukaryota; Metazoa; Nematoda; Chromadorea; Rhabditida; Rhabditidae
Source: the annotation of a GenBank genome assembly
AUGACUAGUAAUGAGAAAGAAGCUGAAGAAUUAGACAAGAAAUCGCAAAGAUCUGUCAUCUAUCCGAUUGAGCCGUCGCAGUUAUACAUCGAUGAUCCGAAGAAUAGCAAAAAAGCAUAUGAUAUUACAAAAGAAAGUCCCAAGGAUGAGAAAGAUGAAAAUGUAGGAUUUUUCGAAUCAUAUAGAAGAUUAUAUGCUUUUGCGGAUAGUAUUGACCUCCAGCUAAUGGCUAUUGGGUUAAUAAGCGCAUUACUGCAAUCUGCCCUUCCCCCAUUCGUAUGGCUCAUUAUGGGAAGCUUUGUUUCAAUAUCAAUUCUACGAGAGGAAGGAAAGCUAGGGUUGAAGAAUCUGACGAGUCCUGAAUUCCCUCCAAUCGAUGAGGAAUUUAGCAAUUCCGCGACACCAGCAUUCGUUUCCAUGCUUGGAUUGUCAAUCGCGAUGUUCAUUGCGGCGUUCACGCAGAGAAUCGUCUGGGAGAUUUCAUCUAUUCGGCAAGUUUUCCGAGUGAAAAAAGCCUACAUUCGAAAGCUUCUCCUAAUGGAUAUCUCAUGGUUGGAAUCACGUCAGAGCGGACAAGUCGCCGCGAUGCUACAAGAAUCCGCAGAUUCGAUUUAUAAUGGAAUUUCUGAUCACCUUCCCAUGGUCCUUUUUAUCUUGUCCUAUCUCCUUGUCAACAUAGGAGUUUGUAUAUAUAUCCAAUGGGAUGUUACAUUACUUAUGUGCCUUGCAAUUCCAUUACUCAUUCUUUCGCGAAUACUCUACAGUAAGUGGUUUGCAAACACAAUGGAAGAGGAGACGAAACUGCAGAACAAAAUCACUAAUCUUGUCAAUGAAACGUUCAAUUGCAUAGUUACAGUCAUAUCAUUUGCCGCGCAGAAGCAAACAAUAAACAAAUUCGAAAAGUUGACGUCGGAUCACAGCGCUCUAACCGAACAAAGGCUAAGGUCAUCAGUCGUCUUUGACAGUCUAACCCAGAUUCUUCUCACCGAACUGAUAUUCACCGGCGCGUUAUGUUAUGGCAUUUGGAGGGUUGCCGAUAAUUCGCCGGGUCGUUUAUGCGCGCUCGCUAUCAAUAUGCUAUAUAUGUGUGUGACAUCGAUAUCUAUUGGUUUUCAUAUCAAUGGAGCAGCAAGGGCAAAGGAGAACGCGAAAGAGAUUUGCAAAGUAUUGAAUGAACAACCGCAGAUUGAAGUUGAACUUGCCUCAAUUUAUAAUAAUGAAGAUUAUGUGCCUGUCACUAGAGGAAAGUACAGAAGGCAGAGUAUGAAAUUCAUGGGAAAGGGUGCAAUUCAUUUUAGAGAUAUUAGGUUCUCUUACCCUAGUAGGAAAGAAACUGAAGUUCUUCGUGGAAUUUCGUUUUCCGUGGAAGCUGGUGAGAAGAUUGCGAUCGUCGGUUCUAGCGGAAGCGGUAAAAGUACAUUGACUGCAUUGCUUCUAAGGUUUUACGACCCGACUAGUGGAAGUAUUCUUCUCGACGGCGAAAAUAUCAAAACAAUGUGUCCGGACGAUUUGCGGGCGCAGUGUUCACUGGUUAGUCAGGAGCCAGUCCUUUUCGAUGGAACGAUUAGUGACAAUAUUCGAUAUGGACGACUUGACGCAACUCAGCAAGAAAUCAACGAUGCCGCCAGGAAGGUCGGCGCCUGGAAAUUUAUUAAUAGUUUGCCGGAAGGUAUGCGCACAAGGGUUGGAGAUAGAGGUCACCAGCUCUCUGGUGGUCAAAAGCAAAGAUUGGCGAUCGCUCGUGCAGUCAUCAGAAAACCAAUAGUGCUGAUCUUUGACGAAGCGACUUCCGCUUUGGAUAACAUUCAUGAAGAAGAAGUCAAUGCUGCCAUUGAUCUGGCAUCUGAAGGAUUGACGACAAUAACAAUUGCCCAUCGAUUAUCAACGAUCAAAAAUUCCGAUAGAAUUAUUGUUUUGCACGAAGGCAAAAUUGUCGAGGAAGGCGCGCCGGAUGACCUUCUAGCUGAUACGAAAGGAAUUUUCUAUAAGAUGUACAAUGAUCAACGAAUGGAUCAGAUUUCGGAGCAGCAUGCGAAUCUUCAGAAACCAAUACUACAACAGCAGAUGUCAUUUAGUCCUCCGCCAAAAUUAGAUCCUGAGCAACAAAGAAAAGCCUGGGCUAGAAGUUCCCUCGGUGGAAACAAAAAACUUGGAAAAUCCUAUUCUGUCAAUAGUAUGGAAAAGGAGAAACUAGCGCUACCUGUCAUGAGCAAGAAAAAAUCAGAAAGAUUGGAUUAUAAAUAUUCAAAAGUGCAUAAUAUGAAUGUGAAAGAAUCAUUCGACAGCGAUGAUGAUCUUCCUGGAAAAGAAACCUCCUUCGCUGUUGUCAAAGAUUUGAUCUGCUCCUAUCGAAAAGGUCUACCUCUUCUUGCCGGCGCAAUUCCAACAACAAUUGUCCGCGCGGUUUUCUAUUUAUUGAUUUGUUUUCAAGUUGCAUCGGUUCUCGAAAUUUCGAUUGCACCUGAAGAAGACCGAGCUCUCGAUAUUUUCAUUGUGGCAGCUGUUUAUACGGCUCUAAUUAUUGUGAAGACGAUAUUUGAAGCCUUAGGGAGAUUAUUCAUCGCCUUAUAUGGACAUGGUUUCUGCAUGUUCAUGAGAACUGAAAUGUUCAGAAAGAUAUUGAGACAUGGGGCGGCUUACUUCGACGAGGAGCGCAAUACUCCAGGUAGAUUAGUACACCGAGUGAUCAAUGAAUCCUCAACAUUGAAUGAAAUCAUGGAGCAAAAGCUAGAUAUGCUCAUUCCUGGACUAGUAUGCUCCGUGUUUUCCAUUGCAUGUGCAUUGUAUAUUAACUGGAAAAUGGCACUAUUGUGCUCCUUCCAGUUUCCUGCUUAUUUCAUCAUCCGUGUUCUUCAAAUUCGUGAAGGAGCCAAACGGCAACGACAAAUGAACGAAGAGGAGAAGAAGGCGGCGAAUUUGGCAAAUGUUGUCCUAGCAAAUAUGAGUACUAUUAAAGCAUACAAUUUACAAUCUCAUUUUUAUAAUGUCUUCUGUGGUGCAUUGAAGCCAGUCUCCCAAGCAAUGCAAAAACAAUCAGUCAUCUCAGCGUUUGUGUUUGCAUGCCAAUAUUCUUUCACUUAUAUUCUUAUUGCUAUCACCUUGUAUUUUGGAAAAGUGAUGAUGCUAGCCAAUGAAAUCUCUGUAUUCGAUUAUAUGAGAGUUGUGCUCCUGACCCAAUUCGGAGCGAACUUCUUCUCGCAAUUAAUCGCAUCAGUAACAGAUUUGACGAAAGCACAAAUCGCUGCCGAGAAUGUGAUGAGGGUGAUUCGAGAGCCGCCUGUAGAAAUGGACAAUCUUUCAGAAGAAGGAUUAAGACCGAAACUUGAAGGAAAUCUGUGUAUGCAGAAUACAUCAUUCAGAUACCCCACGAGGCCAAUUGUUCCAGUCCUUAACAAUAUUAAUAUGAUGGUUCGAGGAGGAGAAUCAAUAGCACUUGUUGGUCCGUCAGGCUCGGGAAAAUCAUCAAUUAUCUCGUUAUUCCAACGAAUGUACAACGCAACUGAUGGAGUUGUAAUAGUUGACAAGUAUAAUAUAAAGUCAAUUAAUCCCGCAUAUCUACGAAAAUGUAUUGUUCAAGUUGGCCAGGAGCCCGAUCUUUUCUCCUUCACAAUACGAGAAAAUAUUGCCUACGGUAUGAUGGAAAGUGAAGCCACUCUUGAUAAGGUUAUCGAAGCUGCCAAAAUCGCAGAUAUUCACAACUUCAUAACAAGCUUGCCACAGGGCUAUGAGACUGAGGUUGGAGAAUUUGGCGCUCAAUUAUCUGGAGGACAGAAGCAAAGGAUCGCCAUCGCUAGAGCAAUUAUCAGAAAACCAACAGUCCUUCUGUUGGAUGAGGCGACCUCAGCUCUCGACAGUGCUUCUGAAAAGGAGGUGCAGUCUGCGUUUGAAAGAGUUAAAAAGUCGAGCAAAAUUCAAUGCACCUGCAUUCAAAUUGCUCAUCGCUUAUCAACAAUUCGCAACGUUGACAGGAUCUAUGUGAUAGUGCACGGCGAGAUUGCCGAAGAAGGCAAUCAUGAAGAGCUGAUCAGUAUGAAGGGUAUUUACUACGAAAUGAACCAAAUGAUAUAA